Messenger RNA from Anneissia japonica, 7581 nucleotides. Its product is annotated as protein RRP5 homolog. The coding region runs from base 102 to 5513 and encodes 1803 amino acids. Lineage: Eukaryota; Metazoa; Echinodermata; Crinoidea; Comatulida; Comatulidae. Gene Ontology annotation, biological process: rRNA processing. Gene Ontology annotation, molecular function: protein binding; RNA binding. Gene Ontology annotation, cellular component: nucleus; nucleolus; small-subunit processome. The record is from RefSeq and is a predicted model, not a curated record. The transcript is spliced from 35 exons.
ACAUAACCGAAGAUACUAACGGCGUUCCAUAUGAGACAGCAUGCAAAAAACAUGUGUUGAUUUCGCGAGUGGUGGGCUUAGUCAGCUUGGGUAAUGUAAUCAUGAUGGAAGAAGAUUUUCCUCGAGGUAAAGUUAAAAAGAAGAGUGUGAAAUCUGAAGCACCAGAGCAUGUGAAGCCAGUUCAUCAUAAACAAUCUGAUUCUAAAGAUGUACUGUUCAAGGAUGCAAAACUUGGUCCAGAAAAGAAAAAGAAGGCAAGGAAAAGAAAAUCUGAAAAGAAGGUGGAAGAUGAAGUAUCAAAGAAACAGCACAGGGAAGAUGAAGACAGUUCAGCACUGCUUUCUACAAAAGAUAUCAUUAAACAUUUAUCAAUUAGGACAUUAACUGAUGAGACAUUGUUACUUGGUGCCGUAAGGGAAAUCCAUGAUAUUGAGUUGGUUAUUAGCCUUCCCAAUAAUCUCCAUGGUUACGUGCAGAUAACGGAUAUUAACGAUAAAUAUACUGAACGAAUUCGAGAAGAGCAACAAAAGGAAACAAAAGAGGUGGAGAGUGAAGAUGAUGACAACAAUGAUGAACAACAGGAGCUUCCGACACUUCAUGAGGCAUUCAGUAUUGGAGACAUUGUCAUCUGCAGAGUUAAAGAGUUGGUCAUGGUCAAAGGUCAUUCAAGAAUUCUUCUGACGCUUAAUCCUGCAGACAUCACCACCCACCUGUCUGCAGACAAUUUGAAAGAAUCAAUGGUGUUGCCAGGAAGUGUAUCCAGCAUAGAGGAUCAUGGGUUCAUGGUGGACGUUGGCAUUAGUGGCAUCAAGGCAUUUCUACAAACCAAGGAUGCUAAUCAGUUCAUUCACAAUCAAAACCAAGGCAAGAAUUUAUUCAUUGGGCAGUUACUUCAGUGCAUUAUUAAGGAAACCAAAUCUAACGGCAGAUCAUUACUCAUAACAAUCAAUCGCAAAUCUAUCCAAAAAUCACAAGCUCAGUCGGAGACCCACACCACACUUCAAAGUUUCAUGCCUGGAACGCGUUUGGAGGCCACUAUCACAUAUGUAGGUGAGAGUUACCUUGGCGCUGUUGUUCAUUCCACAUUCAAAGCCUCCAUCAUGGAAUUACACCUGAAAGAUUUGGCACAAUCUACAAGUGACUAUAGGAUAUCUGAUACGGUAUCGGCAUGUGUCCUGUUCAAUUGUCCAGUCACCAAGACGCUUGGUUUGACCCUCAAGUCUGAGUUCUCAGACCCAACUGCUAAGCUAAAGAAGAGUUUAUUUGGUGGUCUAGCAAUCGGCGAUUUUGCAGACAAGGCUAAAGUACGAAGUGUUAAGCAGAAAAGAGGGGUACUUGUUGACCUGAAGAAAGAUGUUCAAGGAUUGCUGAUGGCUACUCAGGUUGAUGACAAAGAGGUAACCAACCUAGAGGAGACAUUUAAGGAAGGUCAGGUCAUUAAAUGUCGUAUUACAGAUUUUAACUUUAUCGACAACCUGGCUCUUGUGUCGAUGAAGGCCGCCACUUUGGCUGAACGUUACUUACACUUAAAGGAUGUGGAACCAGGUGAUAGAGUAAAGGGAACCAUUACAGCUGUACAAGAAAAUGGCUUACAGGUAAAGAUCAGUGCCCACAUCAAAGGAUUUGUACCCAGAAGUCAUCUGGCUGAUGUACCCAUCCAGAACCCGCAUAAGAUAUUUAGCGAGACGGAUAAAAUUGCUCUUAGGGUAAUCCAUGUGAGUCCGCAACAAAACCGUCUUAUACUUACACACAAGAAGACCUUAGUCAAGUCCAAGCUGAACAUUAUCAGUGACUACAGCCAGUUUGAAGAAGGCAUGUAUGUUCAUGGAACGAUCGUAUCAAUCAAGAAGUUUGGCUGUGUUGUCAUGUUCUGCAAUGGAGUUAAAGGUUUGAUUCCAAGGUCAGAGUUAGCUAAUGAGCGUAUUGAGUUCCCUGAGAAGAUAUUUUAUGUGGGACAAGUUGUUAAAUGUCGGGUGAUAAAGACGCACGAACCGUCAAUGAAACGUGUUAUAUUGUCGCUACGAAGUGAUAAAGACAGACCAAGAAGGGAGAAAAAAGUGAAGACUGAGCCAAAAGUUGCAGUUGGAAAAAUCAUGAAAGUAACAGUUAUAUCAGCUACUCCUGAUGGCUUAAAUGUCAAAAUGGAGACUGAGGAAGAGGCUGUCAUUCCCACAAUGCAUCUGUCAGAUUAUACUAUGAACUGUGACCUAAUUCUGACUGCAGCUAGCCCAGGAGAUGAGAUGGAGGCGAUGAUGUUCAACAACAAAGGCCCCAAAGGCCAACAAAUACUGACUUGUAAACCUUCUCUGAUUGGAGUGUCCAACUCAGGGGAAAUACUCAAGGACUUCAGUGAACUGAAUCCAGGAAUGGAGAUGGUAGGCUGUCUCCGUAAUAUCAUGCCUUAUGGCUUGUUUGUAGAGUUCCUGAACAACCUAGUGGGCCUAGCACCGCUUAAGGAUAUUAGUGAUUCGUACACAUUGGAUCCCUCUAAGCUGUUUGCUAUUGGUCAGACCCUACAUGCCCAUGUCAAAGAGGUCAACGAGGAGAAGGAACGCUUUUUGGUGAGCUUAAGGCCUUCGGAGGUGUCCAUGGAUAUCACAGCAUUGGAUCUUCUUCGAGGCUUUUUGAAAGAACAGAGGAAAAUCCUGAAGAAGUUAAAAAGUGCUGAAAAGCAUAAAGUUUUAUCUGGCAUGACAGUGGGAAGCAUUGUCACUGCAACUCUCAAAGAAAUUCAGAAAGGUGGCUUUCUAUGCCAGCUGGAUGGAAACAUUUCUGCUGUGGUCACAAGAGGUCACUGUCCAGCCCAGCAUGACCAUCAACCGGGCGACAAUGUUGAGGCGGUCAUUCUUCAUGUGGACAUCCCCAGUGAAGUAGUUGAGCUGUCCAUGAAGCAGAAAUUAGUAGCCUUUGCACAGACUUUAGAAAAGAAAAAGUUGGGCAAGAUGGAUGAGUUAAAGGUCAAAGUUGAACUUGUGAAAGAAUGUUUCGCUCUUGCAUCCACAGAUGAGGGCACUCUUAUAUAUCUACCAGUCAAGAAGCAUUACAAUGAUGUUAGAAUUGGUGCAGAUCUUUUGAAAUUUGGACAAACAUGCAAGGUCAAGGUUCACGGAACUGUGGCUGGAAAACCAAUUGCUGAAAUUCUUCAAAAAGGGGGUUCCGAUAAUAAUGAUGAGAACAGAAAAUUCAUCCGUUUUGGACUGAAAGAAAUGGAGGAAAAGGCUGAAGAACACGGCGUUACUAGAGGAAGCAUAGUGGAAGCAGUGAUCCAUUCUGUUAAGGAAGGUCAGGUGAAUGUGGUUGUCAAGGGCUGUAUCCAAGGACGGAUUCAUGUUACUGAAAUAGUGGACGAGGCUCCUCUACAUGGUAAAACUGUUCUCAAUGGAUUCAAGUUAAAGGCAAAGUUGAAAGCACGAGUUAUUGGUUACAGGGAGAUGAAACAGAACAAGAGUCUGAUUCUUACUAAUCAGUUUACUCAACUAGGCCUAGAGCUUAGUAUAAAGCCAAGUAAAAUCAAAGAAGAUUAUGAAGUUCCUGAAAGACAUGUGUCAGCCAAAAAACAAUUGCAUUCAUUUGAGCCUGGUCAAACGGUCACUGUCUUUGUCCAACAGUUUUGCAGCAAUAUUCUUUGGGUACAUGUUACCCCAUAUGUUGGCGGGAAGAUUCAUCGUCUGAACAUCUCCAAGAAGUUGUCGGUAUUGACGGAGCCUGUGAGGCAUUUUAAGAAGUCAGGACAGGCCAUACAAGCAAAGGUUUUAGGUUUAGAUGAUGAAGAGAAGGUGCUACAGCUAACGAUGACAGGAGAAGAAAAGAAGGAAGUAAAGGAAAAAUCAGUAGUAAAUGGGUGUGUAAAAAAGGUGCUAGCCGAUCGGUUGUGUAUUCAAUUACCCUUUGGGUGCUUUGGUAGUGUUUUCAUCACAGAUAUCAGAGAUCACUUUAAAGACCGCCCUCUGGAGGGAUAUAAAGAAGAUCAGUAUGUGAGAUGUGCUGUUUUGGAUGCCAAAGAUAGACAACAUGUGGUGCUGUCACUGCGGCCUUCACGCAUUAGUAAACACAAUGACCCUGGUGCAGAUCAAGAGGUCAUGACCCUUGAUGAUGUCAAGGAAGGAUCGGUGGUCAAAGGAUACGUAUCUGAAUGUAAUGAACAGGCAUUGUUUGUAUGCUUGUCUAGAACGGUGACUGGGACUGUGAAACUUAAUCAGGUAUCAAGUUAUUAUGUUGAAGACUUUGCAUCUGUGUUUCCAGUCGGUACACUUGUAUCAGUCAAAGUUCUCAGGGUGAACAAAGAUAAAGAGAAGGUAUCGCUGUCUAUGCUGCCAAAGGACACGGAGCUGCCAGAUGCAGUACCUGAACAUCUUAGAGGUCAUUUCAAAGUUUCUAAGAAAGAAUCAAGAAAAAGGCAGCGCAAGACGUCUGCUAAUCGAGAAUCCGACGACAGUGGUAUGGAGGAAAAUGAAUCUGAAGAUGAGAUGGUAGCAGCAGCAGCUCCAAGGCUUACUCUGUCAUCUGGGUUUUCCUGGGAUGUGGAUCUGUCUAAACUUGGACAAAUGUCUAAACUAGGUGCUGGUGAUGAUGAGUCUAGCAGUGAAGAGGAAGAUGACGUGCCACCCCAGAAAAGGGCAAAGAAGGAGAAGAAGAAUGAAAAGAAAAAUGAAGAAGCAGAAAUCCAGCGUACUGAGCAGGCUCUGAUGCAGGAAGAUCGUACACCAGAGACAGCUGAAGAUUUCAAUCGGUUGGUUCUUAGCUCACCAAACAGUUCAAUGAUUUGGAUCCGGUACAUGGCUUUCCACCUGCAAAACUCAGAAGCUGAGAAAGCAAGAGCUGUUGCUGAAAGGGCACUGGAAACUAUCAAUUUUAGGGAAGAACAAGAGAAAUUAAACGUGUGGGUAGCCUACCUAAACCUUGAAAAUCUCUAUGGAAAUGAGGAAACCUUAAUCAAGAUUUUUGAGAGAGCUCUGCAGCAGUGUGAACCAAUCAAAGUAUUCCAACAACUUAUUAGCAUUUAUAUUAGAACAGAUAAAAAUGAGGCGGCUGAUCAGCUUUUCGGUACGAUGGUGAAGCGUUUCCGUUCGGAGAAAGAUGUUUGGAUCAACUACGGAUCCUUUUUAAUGCGAAAUGGCAAACAGGACGCUGCGCAUAAGUUGAUGCAGCGUAGUUUCAAGAGCCUUGAAAGCAAACAACAUGUUGAUGUGAUUGUGAAAUUUGCUCAGAUGGAGUUCAAAUGCGGUGAACCGGAACGUGCGAAGACUAUGUUUGACAACGUCCUGUCAAGUUACCCCAAGCGCACAGAUAUUUGGUCAGUCUACCUGGACAUGGUCAUCAAGCAAGGUGACCCUGUAAACACAAGGAACUUGUUUGAGAGAGUCAUCAGCCUGGAGUUGCAGCCUAAAAAGAUCAAAUUCUUUUUCAAACGAUACUUGGAUUAUGAAAAGAAGUUCGGGGAUGAAGGUAGAGUGAAAGCAGUGAAAGCAAAAGCGGUGGGAUACGUUGAGAAAAAGUCAUCAGUUCUUACAUGAGAAAAGAUUGGAAAUAGUCAAUAAAAUUGGAAAGGAAAAUAUUACAAUAUCAUGUCUUUGCCUCAUAAUCAAAACAUUUUAAAAUCUUUCUGCAGUACUUAAUGAUAAUGAUUAUAGUAGGAGGCAACUGUUGAAUCAAGACCAACCCAAGAGCGUGUACAAUGUAAACUACUGAUAAAUACAAAACUAUGACAAAACUAUCAUUCUGAAUUUCGCGAUUUUCGCGCGCCCGUAAUUUUCACCAUCGUUGUUUUAUCGCGAAAAUUAAGGGCGCGUGAAAAUAAAGGGCUUUACAGUAUACGGUAUUUAUACAAAAAGCUCUGUGUUACAACAGACCAUAUAAUUCUGAAUUAAAACCACAAGUUAUGCCAAUACAUUACAAAUUAGAAAAGGUAUGUCUUAAACCGAUUUUAUUUUUUUUGCUAUGUCGGCCUUACCAAGAAGAUUGUUCCCUUUUGUGGAAUGGCUAGCAAAUGCCCUGUGAUCGUAAUUGCGGAGAAAGUAGAAAAAAGUGACACUAAAGCUAAAUCUUAAGGUGUGUGUAGGUACACAUGGUUGCAACAGCUCUCAGGCCAAUGCAUCUCUGUUAAGAAAUUGCUUCUAAACAGGGAGCCAUUGUAGAUGAUUAAGAAGCUAUGAUUUUGUGACAUGUCUUCCAACAGAUAUGCUGAUGUGUUUAACAACCAACCAUUAUAUAACUUUAAUCACAGGUUUAAGACAUUUAUGGAUCUAUGUCAAUCUAAGACCAAGAAAGGCCCAGCAAAAAUACAAAUGGCUGCUGUUAACAUGCCAUCACUGCAAGGCACAUUAAAUUUAGAAUGGUAAAAUAAUGAGGACAAGGACAUCUGUUGCAGACUGCCAAUAUCAGAAGGGUUGACAUUCACCAUUUAUAAAUGUGACCCACCAAAAAUAAUACAAUGUCAUUGCCUAAAAAAGCUGUUUUACUAUAAUUUUGUUUCUAGUGACCAAAGAAUAUUUUGCAGUCAUUUUUGGCUAAGUGUGUAGUAAUGUAAUCAACUUCGUACAUGUAUUAAUAUCAGUUUUCUUUGUCUCCUAGUAUUUCCAGGUUUAUUCACUCAGUCCACUUACUUUGAUAGAAAUUACUACAGUUGUUUUCUGGUACAUUUUGAGUCUCAAUUGCGUUGUAUAAUGCAUCAAACAGUUGAGUAUUCCCAUUACUACACACCGCUUUUAUUGUGUAUAUUUUAUUUUAAACUGCGAGAUCACAAACCCUGUCUAGCGCCCUCUGUGGCUACUAUCAGGUUUGUUGGUACAGUCACAGACGUAGGCCUAUCAUUAGAUUUAAAAUCGGAAACAAGUGCGUAUUUGGCAUAAAAGCUGAAGUAAAAUGUAUCCGUUUUAUCGUAUUUGACAGUACGGAAAUUAAUAAAGAAAUUAACGUUAAAUAUUGUAUACAAGCGUCGGCAUCUAAAUUCAUUGAUUCAAUAGAAGACCUGACUUACUGCCUAUUGAAAAUCCUGUUACUGUAUUCAUGCUAUUGUAGUGAAGUAGUUCGGUGAUUCAGUUUGUCAGAAUAACGAUUGUGGAAGUGCAAUCACUUAAUAGUGAUCUAAAAUGUGUAUUACUUUCCAAGAAACAUCGUACUUGAGCACUUCGUGUUGGUUAUGGUGAUCGUCACGUAUGCUUACAAAUAUCUGCCAAUUCUCUUUAGAAACAAUUCUUACUAUUAUUGCUGAAAAAUAGUGUUUUGGAGUUUCAUUUCAAUCAAUUAAAGGCACAUGUGUCUUACAAAGAGAUGAUGCUCAUUUAAACAAUAAUUAAAACAGAAGGAUGAGAGAUGGAAAACAGUAAAUAAAAUCGUGUACUUUAGAUUUGAAACGUCCAACUGUUUCAAGUAGAAGGCCUACUCUACAGCCUGAUAAGUGAAGUUCAUUCCAUAAGGAACGGCCAACAAAUGGGCUAGCCCCAACGUGUCUUGCCUACGUAGAGAUUCUUGUAAUCGGAUCUAAACGCUUAUAUUUGUCAUGUGUAGUUUUAUAUGUAAGCUUUACAUAUAUUUUGAAUAUGAUUUUUAGACAAUAAAGUUAAAUAAAUACGUAAAUAUAUU